CAUAACACUCCCAAGUUUUUCACUUGAUCACAUUUCAGUUUGCUAUAUUAACUUAACUUAAAAUGCAUUAACCAUCCAGAUAAGCUAUAUUUUAAGCCCUUUUAUUCUGACUGACUAAUUGUAGCUGCAGAAAUCACUCAGAAGCCGUCUAUGGCGAUGACAGAAGCCCAGGUUGUCCUGAGAUCAAAAUCAGACAUUGAUUUCGAAUUUGUGGCAAAAAAUGACCACAUUAUCGCUUCGUAUUUGACCACUUCAAGCUCCAAGAUACCAGGUGGAAGCUACUUGUACUCCAUAAAUGGCCACCAACUGCAUGGCUCAUCUUCUGCGUCGCUACUUAAAGAUGUCAAUCAAACCAUUGAAUCUGAGAAAAGUUAUCCACUUACGUUGGUGUUUAAAAGUGAACUUGAUGUAAAAGUUAGGAAAAAAAUGAAUUUUCCAGUGUCAAACAAAUUUUUGGGAGAGUUCCCUCCWUUAUCAGAAAAAGAAUGGGAUGAGUACAAAAGUCUUGCAAAGUCGUGGGUUCAGCCCUUGAUAGAUGCUUCCAAUUCUGAUGAGGGUUUUGAUUAUGUAUGUACAAGGGAGAAUGUAGAAAUUUAUCAAGGACAUGACCCUCAUAAAAAGAUUCAAAUGGUACGCGGCAAGACCAAAGUCAAAUGUUCUAAAGAUGAAAUGAGGGCUUUUAUGAUAAGUCCAACAACUGAUUCUUUUAGGAGACUUUUUCAUAUGAUUGAUGCUCACUUCCAAGAUGGUAUCCUUGUUCACAAGUGCCCUAAAGACUACAAACACCCUGAAGUUCCUUUUUAUUCCAUUAAAUGGGCUGUCAUGGGWGUGCGCUCAUCUCCCUUCUGGCUUAGAGAUGUCUGUUGGCUUGAAUAUGGAGAUAUUCUGAAAGAUGAAAAUGGUGAAGAAUUUGGCUUUGGUGUGGCAUCAUCAAUAGAGAGGCCAACAGAAUGCCCUACGAUGGAGGAGUAUAAGUUGGUUCGUGCAGAUGUAAUGGUCAGUGGAUAUCUGUUUCGUCCUGUUCCCAACGCACCUGAUUAUAUGGAGAUUACAUAUGUCGUACAAGCUGAUCCUAAAGGCUGGUUACCAGCAUGGGCUGUAAACAUGUUUGCCUGGCAGCAGGCAUUAAAUGUAGCAAGAAUACGGCACAAUGCAGAGGGAAUUCAUCAAGCAAAGGAGAAGAUGGCGGAUCAUACUCGAAAUGGAGCUGCUGUUCAGGGCGUCCUUGUUCCCCAUGGUCAAAGCUAUGCAAUAGACAUUGAUUCACCAGAAGGCAGCUCUAUCUUAUCUUUUGGAUUCUGCACUGAAGACCAUGACAUAGGAUUUUAUGUAACUAAAUUAAAUAGUGACAUAUCAUGGAGUGAAAGCACAAGAUAUUCAGCUGACAAGUCACCCAUAUCUGGACAGGUCAAGCUUAGCAAGAAAUGUCAUCAAAUAAUCUUUGACAAUACCUACAGUUGGUUUACAGCAAAGCAAGUCUAUUACUGGUUCAGCGUGUCAUCAUAAUCAUUUUAUACAUGAAGUCAUUAGUUUCCCUUUGGCUGAAGUUAGAAAUACUUUUUACCCGACAAGCAAUAGUCUCCUUGACAUUCUCCUGUGUCAUCUUAAAAGAGCUCUGUCAAAGCAAAAGAUGAGCUUGCUAUGACAGAAACACUCACAUGUUUUUAUCAUAAUAUUGCACAUUCAACAGUUAUCUUGAUUCAAUGCAAAGAUGCAGCUCUUCCUAGUUUCAAUGUGAUGCAGGAAACCACGAAGAAGRCUAUUCAAAUUAAAUAAUUGUGUAAUCAAAAUUGCCAAAUUGGUCUUAUUUAGRGCUAUAUCAAUAUUAUUAAUUAUUAUUCAUUCAUUUUUAACUCAAUACUCGAUGGUCAAAAAUAAUAAAUGAAUUCUUAAAAGAAUUUGAAGGUGAAGCUAACUCAUACAUAAGAGAUAGUUUGAAGUUCUGCUUUAUUGUCAGACGUUCACCUGAGAUGGCUUUAUAAAUGAAAARUGAUAAUAAAGCCAUCACAGGCAAAACUUUUGACGAUAAAGAAAAACUUCAAAUUAAUGCUUUACACUAAGUAAGUCUUCUGUACAUUUAUAAAUUCUAACAAAUAGAGCGGAUUUUGUGUGAACCACACGUUAMGUUUCGUGUCURUACUGUAUUCUUGAAUUKGURUAUCAUUKAUUUKCCAUCAUUACUAGGCAUAGAGYGSWUUUCGUAUGAGUGGGACACCGUUACCGCACGGUUACCGCACAGUUACCGUACCUGGCCUGCAGAAUUUUGGUGAAACAAUGGGGCACUAGAAUUUGGUUACAGUACGAUUACGGWCACAGUAMAGUACWGUCUGUUUCCCACUCAUACGAWAUCCGCUCUAUGGUUCCAUGGACAUGCUUUGUCAUGGAUUCUGCAGUUGUACAGUUGUAUGAAAUCCACUCUAUAAAAUAAUUCCAUUGUACAUCCAAUCUUUUUUUACUUACAUGUAAUAUCAUGGUAAAUAUUAGUGAUAUAUUUUAUAAAGGGCUUUAUCUAAAAAAAAMCUCAAAUUGAGAAAAAAACAUAGUCCCCUCUCCCAGCCAUUAUAAGGCUCCUUCUCAGGUCUCUCCCUGUAAGAGAGGCCUGAGAACGAGCCUCUUAAUGACUGCGAGAGGAGACUGGAAAAAAAACACUAAAUAGCAAGAUUAUAAAUAAAAUAUAUAAAAAAAACAA
This is a messenger RNA of Exaiptasia diaphana, 2689 nucleotides long. RefSeq lists its product as uncharacterized. NCBI's taxonomy places the organism in Eukaryota, Metazoa, Cnidaria, Anthozoa, Actiniaria, Aiptasiidae. Gene Ontology annotation, molecular function: lipid binding. The record is from RefSeq and is a predicted model, not a curated record. Bases 151 to 1506 code for a protein of 451 amino acids. The transcript has 12 exons.